AUGAUCACACGAGCGCCCACGCAACUCUUCCGGGUCUCGCUCGGUGUCACGGCCAAACCCCCGAUCCUGAUCUCCGCGCGGCAAUUCUCCACAACCAGAGAGAAGCAGGCAAAGAACCGCAUCUACACCCCUGUCCGGCGCGAAGACGAGUUCCAAUCCUACCUCUCGCUGUCCACCAGCUCCCGAACGCCCCUAUUGACUUUCUGGACCGCCUCGUACUGCAAUACCUGCAAGACCGUGUCUCCUAUCCUACAGGAGCUUGUGAAGUCUGGGGUCGGCGAGGAGGAGGGUGGAGUCUCAUAUUGCGAGAUCGAAUACGAUUCUAUGGAUAUCAUGGACAGUGGGCUGGGAAUGACAUAUAUGAUUACAAGCAUGCCAACGCUGUUGAGUUUCGACCGCGGAGAGGCACAAGUCAAUACCAAGAUCGUGGAUCCGAAGCAGAUGAGGGAUGUAGAAGGACUCAAGGAAUGGAUACGGAAUGAGGCUAAGAGGGGAGGUAGUGGUGGUGGUGGUGGAGGAGGUUUUGGGGGAGGUGGACUGUUUGGAGGACUGUUUGGGACUGGAGCAAGGAAGUAA
Drepanopeziza brunnea f. sp. 'multigermtubi' MB_m1 is the source of this 576-nucleotide messenger RNA. RefSeq lists its product as uncharacterized. NCBI's taxonomy places the organism in Eukaryota, Fungi, Ascomycota, Leotiomycetes, Helotiales, Drepanopezizaceae. The record is from RefSeq and is a predicted model, not a curated record.